ACUUUGGAAGAACAAGACAUUAAUAUGGCAACACUGAAUCCAAAUACCCAGACUUUAGAAGAACAAGACACUAAUACGGUAACACUGGAUCUUUUUAUACAAAUUGAUCGAGGCUUAAAUCGCAUUGAAAAUCACAUUAGAGGUGUCGGUACUCCAUUAAAUAAUCCUAUCAAUAUUAUAAAUGGCAUUAGAGGAUCUUUGAAUGUUGUCCGUCUUAAUUACCAGACUGCAUAUCAGGAUAUUAAUGGCGUCAUUGCCGAACGAGAUGCUCGGGACAAUCAAAUAGUGCGGUUACAACAAGAU
This is a messenger RNA of Dentiscutata erythropus, 303 nucleotides long. The record is from the annotation of a GenBank genome assembly. NCBI's taxonomy places the organism in Eukaryota, Fungi, Glomeromycota, Glomeromycetes, Diversisporales, Gigasporaceae.